AUGGAAAAUUUCAUCGUUGGCUAUCCCGGACAUGAAUCGAGCAUUCGGGCCGCGAUGCUGGAAGUCAUGGGCCAAGAAAAGUACGACUUCUUCUUCGACCGGUGGCUAUACUACUUCUUCACCGAGGCCGACGCAAAGUUCUUCAAGUCCCUGGGUCUGAAUUGCAUCCGCAUUCCUUUCAACUAUCGGCAUUUUGAAGACGACAUGAGCCCCCGCGUGCUCAAAGAGAGCGGAUUCAAGCACCUGGACCGGGUAAUCGAGCUUUGUGCAAAGGAAGGUAUUUAUACCAUCCUCGACAUGCACACUGUCCCGGGUGGUCAAGGUCCUGGCUGGCACGCCGACAAUACAACGAGCUAUGCCGCUUUCUGGGAUUACAAGGACCACCAAGACCGGACGGUAUGGCUUUGGGAGCAGCUCGCUCGCCGCUACAAAGGUAAUCCCUGGAUAGCUGGGUAUAACCCCAUCAACGAACCCUGUGAUCCUAAACAUGUCCGUUUGCCCGCCUUUUAUGCUCGCCUGGAGAAAGCAAUCCGUGCGGUUGAUCCAGACCAUAUCUUGUGGCUCGACGGGAAUACCUUUGCGGCCGAGUGGAAGGGAUUUGACACUGUGCUCCCAAAUUGUGUCUACGCGCUGCAUGAUUACAGCAUGAUGGGCUUUCCCACCGGGCGUCCGUACGAAGGCACUUCUGAGCAAAAGGAGAGACUGGAGGCUCAGUUCUUGCGCAAGUCGGAGUUUCAGAGAAGGCACAAGACGGCCAUCUGGAACGGCGAGUUCGGUCCGGUGUACGCAAACCCCAGAUGGGACGAAAACGCCGAGGAAGUCAACCAGAAGCGUUACAAUAUGCUAGGUGAGCAGUUGCGCAUCUACGACAAGUUCCGAAUCCCGUGGUCCAUCUGGCUCUUCAAAGAUGUCGGCCUCCAGGGAAUGGUGUACACGUCGCCCGACUCGCCCUGGAACAAACUGAUCGAGCCUAUGCUGGAAAAGAAGAAGCGGCUGCAACUGGAUGCAUGGGGAAAGUACCCGUCCAAAGAGGUCGACGAUGUGAUGCUGCCCCUCAUCAGCUGGAUAGACUCGGUCUCGCCCACGGCGAAGAACGUCUACCCAUCCACGUGGAACACUGCAAGGCACAUUGAGCGUGCGGUCCUGCAGACCUUCCUCGCCGAGACCUUCUGUCAGGAAUUUGCCGAGCUCUUUCGCGACAAGGACACUGGCGCCUUGGAGGAGCUGGCGAAAAGCUUCAGCUUCGAGAACUGUGUGCAGCGGGAGGGGUUGAACAAGAUCAUGUCCGACUAUGCCGCCGUCGCGUCCAAGGCCAAACCCGCCUGA
Messenger RNA from Fonsecaea nubica, 1326 nucleotides. RefSeq lists its product as hypothetical. Gene Ontology annotation, biological process: glucan catabolic process. NCBI's taxonomy places the organism in Eukaryota, Fungi, Ascomycota, Eurotiomycetes, Chaetothyriales, Herpotrichiellaceae. The transcript has a single exon. Gene Ontology annotation, molecular function: beta-glucosidase activity. The coding region runs from base 1 to 1326 and encodes 441 amino acids. The record is from RefSeq and is a predicted model, not a curated record. Gene Ontology annotation, cellular component: extracellular region; cell surface.